Messenger RNA from Panonychus citri (citrus red mite), 5021 nucleotides. Its product is annotated as general transcription factor 3C polypeptide 1-like. Gene Ontology annotation, molecular function: DNA binding. The record is from RefSeq and is a predicted model, not a curated record. Lineage: Eukaryota; Metazoa; Arthropoda; Arachnida; Trombidiformes; Tetranychidae. Gene Ontology annotation, biological process: 5S class rRNA transcription by RNA polymerase III; transcription initiation at RNA polymerase III promoter. Gene Ontology annotation, cellular component: transcription factor TFIIIC complex.
AUGGGUUUUGGUUUUAAUUCAUUUCCAUUUCAUUCUCAUGUUAUUUUCUUUGUUCUGUUUUUAGAAAUGGACCUGGUUGGUACUGUUUUGGAUGAGGUUGCCUUGGAAGGAUUAGAAGGCAUAACUCUAUCCAGUUUAUGGGUUCGUUUAUCUGAUACAAAAUUUUCACUUAAUCCUGAUGAUGAGAAUGUUAGACAAUUCAUUUGGUUUCGUAUAAUUGUACCAAAAGCAGCCAUUAAAGAUGUACAACUGUUUCGCCUUCCACAACCUCGACCAACAAUUCAACUCUACAAUCGAUACGAUUACGUUAAUUCAGAUACAGGUGCUUGUAUUGAAAAUGAUGAUGUUCCCGAAGAUGUUUAUGGCACUGUGACACCAAUUAGCGAUGGAACUGUCCGUGGCUCGUGUACAACAUUUGAAACCAGAGUCGAUGUCACCAAAACUAUUCUAGAAAAAAACUUUUCUCUCAAGGAAAUUUCCACCAAAUAUGGAGGAAAAUUGGUUAUUGUUGCUAGUCAGAAACUUCGAGAGUUUUCCCUGAGGAUACCUUGUUUUGAUCCUUGUCUACCUUUAACACCGAUGCAAUAUUGUGUUCUUGAGAAAAUUGGUCGAGCUCGAAAAUAUGGUGAAGUAACUGUUGGUAAAGAAGCAUCAAAAUAUCGUGAAUCGCCUAAAACAUUAUUCUAUUAUCGGAAAAUUUUACUUCGACGAGGAUUAAUCAAGAAACAACAACACAUCAUUUCGAUGAGACAAACUGGACAAAAUAGAAUCGGUUUAGUUUUAACUUUACCAAGAUUUCAUUUUAUCCGGUUAAUGCCUUUGGCAAUCGCUGCUCUUAAGAUUAAUGAUUUUCUACUAAAAGAGCCCGAUUAUUCAUUUGAUUUUUACGAACUGCAAGAAAAAGUUGGAAUCAAGAAGAAACUGUACAAAGCCAUGUUCUCAAAUUAUACAAAAUAUUUCUCAGUCCAUGAAUAUAACGACGAAACUGAUGCCGGUAAAAUUAUCCGACGAAAAGUAAAAUUGGUGAAAAUUUUGGAACCUGAUGCUGAAUCAGAUGAUGACAAUGAUGGUGACGAAGAUGGUGAAGAUGGAGAUAAUGAGAUUGAAGGUUAUUCAUUGAAAAAGAUACGAAAUUUUGCCAUGUUUGCUAAAUCUUUCGACCCAAAGAGACUUCGAGUUGAUCGACAAUUAACAACCCAAGCACUGGAAACAAUUGACAAUUGUACAAAUCCGGAUGGAAUUAGUCUUCGUGAAUUAGGUGAAACUUUACGUUUACCUAAACUGGAAAUACGACAAUUAUCAAGAGUUUUAGAGCGAAAUGGUGAAGUGACCACCAUGAUGACCGAUCAUGGUAAACAGAAGAUUAAAAAGUAUCAAUCAAUUCAUCGAGUAGAACAAAGUAAAAAAAAUCUUGACGAACUGGAAGGAAUUUCUCUUGAAUUUAGUUCCAAUGAGACACUAACCUUUAUGAAGAGAGCGAAAAUAAUCUUGGAAGCUUUGAGGAAGAACAAAAUUUUCGACGAAUUGAUAACCUUUAAAAAGCUGAUCAGUGCUGCAGAGAAAGAUUCACCUUACACCAUCGAUAGAAAAUCAAUCAAAACAAUUAUCAAUAAAUUGGCCGUAAAUGGUUACGUUAGGUACAUUAAAACGCUUUUAACUUGUCAAGACAGAGAGCACAAGUUGGAAAUUGUUUGCGAUCCAAGUAUCACGGCCAAUAGUCCAUUGGUACGAGAUCGAAUUGAGACCAAUAAGUUCAGAUUUUUUGGUGCCACUGGUGACGAUUCUUACGUUAAUCGAGUUAAUAAAAAGACGAGAAGUUCAACAAUUAGAAAUGAUUCUCAUGAAUCAUUUGAUUGUGAGUUGAAAUAUAAACCGUCGAUUGCCAAACGUUAUGGUUACGAGCCGAAGAUGAAAAAAUUGAUGACAUUAUAUAAAUUCCUGUUCCAUGUGAUGUGUGUUGGAAAACAAGGAAAUUAUAAAGAUUGGCGAGAAUUUAUUCCUAAAUUAAUUCUCGGUUCUCAUGGUUGGUGUACAUUAGGUGAUAUUAUCCCGAGGAUUCCGUUAUCCAUAUUUGUUAAAAUUGUUUUCAUCAAUUAUGUUAUACCAGAAUUAGAAGAUUACCUUAAUGAUCCUGAUCGUCGUAAUUUAACUCUAACUAAAUUACCAGGUGAUUUUCGUAAAAAAUUGAUGCACAAGAGGAAAUACAUUUUCAAUAUAUUUGAAGAAUUACAUUCAUUGAGUCAUAUGGGACUAGUGAAACUUGAUUAUAUGGAAUCAUAUCCAAAGGAAACCGCUAAAAUUAGUAUAAUUACCACGACAUCAUUUAUGGACUGUGGUACUGUGAAAGUUUAUAAUUUUAAAACUCUUGCUGAUGUGGAAACUUUCAAUGGUGAUCUAUCUUACCAUUGUUCUCGAGCUGAUUGUAAUAAUUGCUCACUUGAUCCUCGACUGUUUGCCCAUAAUCAACGGAAUUGGACCUAUUCACCAUCAAUACGAAAUCAUCUUAUGAGUGAAGUUAUCACUCAUUCAGGUCGAUUAAGAACUAGUCUCGCUUAUUCCCCAAGCGAUAAUAGAGCUCGAUUAGAAGCCCUAAAAUGUAAAUAUCCCAGUCGUAAAAGGUCAUUUACUCAUGUUGAGGAAACUUCGUUACCUUUGGCAAUCGUUGGUGAAAACGGGUCAAUAGAGGAAAAUCAUAAUGAGACCUCCGUUAGUUUGGUACCACCGGCAAAAAAGAUGAAGAAACAGUCAACUAAAGGAAAAUCAUCUUCUAAAUCAACAACAUUGAUUGAGAAAGUUAAAGACCCUAAAAGAUUAUCAAGGCCCAAGAGAAAACGUCAUCUUUUAUACGAUGAGACGGAUAUUAAAGCGAUCGAAUUGAUGAAAAAACGUCGAGUCCAAUGGAGUAAAGAGGAAGAUUCAUUUCUUCUCAUGUGUCGAAUUGCAUCAAUCUUAUUAGAUCCAUCGUGUCCAACUUUUGUCUGUGUCUCUGGUAGUUUAAUUCGCGACGAAUUGCACAAAUAUUUGCCCGAAAUUUCAAUGGACAAAACAAUUCGAGCCUGUCAACGUCGCCUUAACUAUAUGUUGAAAAAAUCAAGAACCCGAGAAAAUGUAAUCGAAUGGGUUUCCGAUGUAAAACAUGAAAUCGAUAGUCUAAACAUUGGUCGUCCUUCAACACCCAAAUCGGAUACGAAAGCUUGGUCUGGUGCUUUUCUUAAAUAUCUUCACAUUUUAUUGACCAAAUUCCAGGCUUACCAUUUGAACCUUUCAUCGGCCUCAACAACACAAAUGACGCCAACCUAUGAAACACUGGAACAAUUAAAGGCCAAUCAUAAGAUAAUUGAAUCUCACAGUUCAAUUUUACCACAAAAACCUGAUCUCUACACGGAACCAGAAAAUAUAGUUGAUAUUUGUGUUUCCGUUAUUCAAAAUGUAAUCACGUCAACAUUGAUGUACAAUGUUCACGUAGUCAACAGAUCCACUGCGGUAAACAAUUAUUCACAUACACUUUUUAAAAUUUACCAAUGUUAUCCUGAUGUACUCAUACGAACGGUACUCGAUCGACUUUCAAAGAAUCGUAUCAUGACCAAAGUGAGGAAAUGGGCCACUUCGACAAGCGCUACCGUUGCAUUUAAAACUCGUGGACUUGCACCUUAUAAGAUAUCACAAGCUUAUCUUUUCAAAUUGAAGACUAAAUUUUGCAUGGACACAUUGACCAUUCCUAUUGAGGAUAAAGUUCUCACAUUUGAAGAUAAUGGUGUCCGUACUCAAGUUCCAAUUAUAUCAAACCUUUUUACCACUAAUUUGGCCACAUUUAACAUAACGAUUCCCGAUAAUUUUGUCUUCAUUGAUAAAGGAAAACUGGAAAACCGUAAUCGCGCUGAAAUACCACAACCACUAAAUUCACCUCCUUUAGCCUUACCAUCACCUCAAUGUUCAACAUCUACUAAUCUAGUGACAGAUUCGCCAUCAACUGCUCUUGUUGCGAAAACUUCAAAUGAAAACGUUCGUGCUAUAUUUGAAGAUCCCAAAUUGGCUUCUCGAUUUGCCUUAUAUUGUUUCCGAGAGAAACUUUUUGACGACACUUUUGUUAGUAAACAACAUUGUCAAGAUUAUCUGGCAAUUAAAUCGUGUCCAGUUUUAUGUACGAGUAAAGAUAUUACUUUGAAUACCGAUAAAUUUAUGGAGCUAUUAAGUACUCAUGAGGUGAAAAAAGCGGACACCAAAUCUCCAUGUAACAAUAUAAUUCCAGAUGAAUAUGUGGACCUUGUUAACUUUAUUUCAAACUUUCAAGAAACCGGAGCAACGGAAGAGGAUAUUUACAACUUUUGUGACCAAAGUUGGCCUGAAGAAGCGAUUACAAACUUGAUCUCUAUCGGUGAAAUUUAUGCUGUCGGUGUAAUGAAAUAUCGUUUUGUUCACCAGUCUCAUGUUUACCAUUGGUUAGUUCAUUCAUAUUCUAGUGGAACUGGAUCAACGGAAGCGGACAGAUCAAAAGCGAUCUGUUUUAUACCCAAACUAUGGAAAGACGCAUAUGGAAAUGUUCACAAGCCGAUAUUGUUUAAUUAUCUUUCCUUCGUCCUGGGAACACUUCUUCUUAAACCAGGAAUCACGGAAGAAAAAUUAUUCAUUGAAUGUUCUGAUAUUUUACCUCCCGUUCAAGUGUUAGACAUAAUUAAACUUCUCGAUUCGCUUGGUUGUAUUGAAAAAAUUAACAUGAUACAAUCAAAAUCGAUAAGUUUAUUUGACAAUUCAGAUGAACUUGAUAAUGAAUAUUAUGAGAAUUUAACAUCAGAAACUAUUCUUAAUGAAAUUGAUCACAAUUCAAAUCAAUCGAUGAAAAAACAAUCUAAUUUAAAAAAUGUUACCUUUUAUAAAGCAACACCAAUUUCAUUUAUUAAUCUUUGUCAAGUGAAAGCAAUUUUAAAAGUCUAACAAGAAACAUAUAAACUGUAUAAAUAUAUUAUCAACAAGCUGCCAAGUGAUAAACUGAAUUAAAUUACAACAACAAUUUUACGAAUUAA